UGGUAUUUGUUGUUUAGCGAAAUAUUGAUUUUUGUAUUUUUCAACUUACGUACCUAGAAAUACAAAUUUGAUUUUAGAUUUGUUUAUCUAUUUGAGAUAAAAAUGUUGCUUUUUAUUUAAGAUAAACUUGGAAAAUAUGGAAGAGAGCGAAUUGAGAAAACUGUUGCAGACCAAAAAUGGUUGUAGAAUUCCUGUCAUGCUUCCGAUACCGGAUGUGCAUAAAGUAGACAAAUUGCCUUUUAUGCCACUGCCGCCUUACAACAGAAUUAAGGAUAAGAAACAAAAAUUUCGUCAAUUACUGGAGGAAAAAGCUACAAAGAGAAAAGUGAACAUCGCUAGAUCUUCGUUUGAGUAUAGUGAGUGUGAUGCUUUAGAAAUAUCUCAAGAAAGACAUAUAGCUGUCCUACGUCAAUGUGCGGAAAAAGUGCAACCACCUCCAAUGUUAAAAUCUUGGGAGAGAAAAAUAUUCAGUUUAAUACCACCUAAAUUAAGAAAUGCCUAUCCCACAAUAGCGGAGGAUCUUUUAAAAGAGAGUAAAAAUGAAUGGAACAGAAAUCUCCAUGACUUGGCCGUAAAAACUGUAAUACGUGAUGUUCCUGGAGUACCUAGAAAAAGAUAUGAGGAGCCACACUUUAAAUUUCAUGGUGUUACACCGAAUUAUGAGAAAAUGGUCAAGUUUAGAAAGAAGUUACAAUCUGGUUCAUUACUCCUACAUCCAUUUAUAAGACUUGUCUUAGAAUCAUCCGAAAAGACGUUUCCAGAAUUUAUAAUUAAUUUGUCAAAAUACAGAGCGAAGGGACCAUUUCAUUUGGAUGAGUUUCAUACUAAAGUAUUGGAAGAGAUAAAAAAAGCUGAUUACUUGGUAUCCAGUACUUGGUAUUCAAUUUUAGCGAAUUGGUUAAAAAAUCCAAGAUGCUUGAAAGGCAUGAAACCUAAAAGAAUACCCGAUUUUGUAUCAUGUGCUACUAAAAUUAUAUCGAUGCAAAUACAAGAACUCAUGCGUCGAUCUAUUGAUGCAAUAAUAACUUCGUUGGGAAACCCCGAGUGCGUUCCAAUCAUAAACAUAGAUUUAGAUUUUAAUGGCGAAUUUAUCUAUGAUCCAUCUCUUGAAGAGGUUUUUAAUGUUUUCCAUAAUAUAGCCGAUGCUAUUGCACACAUAGCACAAAGGCUAAUGCCAAUUGAACAAUACCUAAAAAUACCAUAUAACUAUGAUGCUCUGCCUGUUAAGUACAAUGAUUGGUUAAAUAAAGAUAGUCACGAUAGAUUACAGCAGCAGUUGAAUAUAGUAUUUGAACCCCUCGUUCAAUAUUUAGUUGAUCUAAGGGUAGCUUAUAGUAUGCUGUAUGGGGCGCCAGCCAAAACACAACUUUCUAAAUUUAUUAACCAGGCCAAGGAGUUUGAAGAGUCGCGAGACAAAAUAAAAUAUUUUCAAGAAAUAGAUUCUGAUAUUACAGCUGUUCUGGAAAAUGAAUAUUUUAAUUGCGCUAUUGUUUGUCAACGGAGAAUGAUAAACGGGUUGAAAGCUAGAGCUCUAGAAUUCAUAAAUGACAUAAUUGCUGGCAUUGUAAAAACUCAUAUGGGUGAAAAUGAUAGCAUUUGCAAAGAAUUUGAAAUUAUAGCAGCAAAAGCACUGAAAGAACCUGAAAAUGCUGCGGAAUUGAUUGAACAAGGUGUUUACAUUUUACAUGCUAAGACCGUGUUGGUAGAGGUCUUAAAAGAGAGAAUAUUGAGACAAAUAAACAUCAUCUCCAAUUUGCUAGAAAUGACUUCUCUUUCUCCGGAGCAUGUGGCUUCUAAUACCCGCACUGUAAAUUGGCUCACCGAUAUUAAACCAAUUUUUGAGAGAAAUGCUACUGCAUAUGAAACAUUUAAAGCUGAAAUGGAGGAAAAUCUUUUAACAAAAAUUGCUUAUUUAAACAAAGAGGUUGCAGAAAUAACACCGUAUUUAGAGCUUUUAGAUAAUAUGGAUGACAUAGAUCAUACUCUUGAAUACUUGGAACACCUGAGAAAGUUAGUGCAUCGCCUGGAUGAUUGUGACAAAUUAGUCAGUUGGAUAAAUAACGAGGAAGUAACAUUUAAGUUUCCAGUUUCCCACUAUUCUGAUCUCGAAGAACUAAAAGAUUUUAUUAAACCUUUCCAUAAUCUAACGUAUUUAGUUCAUAAAUGGAAACGAAGUUUUUACACUUGGAUGGAUGGUCCAUUCGAGUAUUUAGAUCAUGAGAAAAUUGAACAAGAUCAUGAUUUUUACUACAAAGAAUUUCUAAAAUUGUCUAAAGCUUACAGAACUAAAAUAAAACAACAAAUAUCGGAAGGCGUAGAAAAGAGAUUUCAAGGUUUAGUCGACGAUCCCGAUAUUAAUAAUUUACCAGCGCCAAUGAAACUGUGUGCACAAGCUAUAGCCGAAAUAAAAAGCUGGCGCCCAAAUGUUCAAAUGGCACACAUAAUGUGUAACCCAGCGUUAGUACAAAGACAUUGGGAUGAGAUGUCAAAUAUAGCAGGAUUCGAUUUGACCCCAAACGCUGGAACAUCUUUAAGGAAAAUCAUUGAAUAUAAUCUUUGGGAAGAUAUUGAUCAAUAUGAAAUAAUAAGCGUAGCUGCAACAAAGGAACUGGCUCUUAUAACAAAUUUAAAUAAAAUGAUGGCUGAAUGGACUGAUAUAUGCUUUAAAACAAGUCCAUACAAAGAUACAGGAAUUUACAUAUUAUCUGGCUUAGAUGAUAUACAAAGUGUUUUAGACGAUCAUAUUGUAAAAACUAUCGGCAUGAGGGGCUCCGCGUUCGUAAAACCUUUUGAAGCUCAAGUUAGAAAUUGGUAUGAGAAAAUAACACGUGUCAACGCUACAAUUGACGAAUGGGGCAAAGUACAGAGUCAAUGGCUAUACUUGUUACCUAUAUUUUCGUCUAAAGAUAUUGUUGCUCAAAUGCAGGAAGAAGGAGUAAUGUUCGUUGAGGUUAAUAAUAUUUAUCGUCGCUAUAUGGGUUCAGUAGACAAAGAUCCUCACGUUUUAGAGAUAGCUGGUGGAAUGGGUGUUUUAGAAUCAUUUAAGAUUGCGUCCGGUAUGCUUGAAAAAAUUAAUGACGGUAUAAACAACUAUCUCGAAAGGAAACGCUUAUACUUUCCACGUUUCUUCUUUUUGUCGAACGACGAAAUGUUGGAAAUCUUGUCAGAAACGAAGAAUCCUCUCAAAGUUCAACCGCAUCUCAAAAAAUGUUUCGAAGGUAUAAAUCGACUUGUCUUUGAUCCAGAGUUCAAUAUAUCAGCAAUGAUUUCUAUGGAAGGAGAACAAGUAGAAUUUUUGGAAACUAUUAGUGUCGCAGCAGCGAGGGGAUCCGUUGAAAAGUGGCUAGUGCAAGUUGAAGAUCAGAUGUUAAAAGCUGUGAAAUCUGAGACUGAAUUAUCUUAUUAUGACUACCCUAAUUUAAGUCGUGUAGAUUGGAUAUUGUCUUGGGAAGGUAUGGUAGUUUUAGCAAUUUCACAAAUUUAUUGGGCAGUAGAUGUCCAUGAUAGCCUAAAUACACAUAAAUUAAGCGAACUUAAGUCUUUUCAUGUCGGUCUAACAAAACAACUCAAUGAAACAGUUUCUGUUAUUCGUAGAACCGAUUUAACAAAAUUAAAUAGUAUUACUGUUAAAGCUCUUAUAGUAAUAGAUGUUCACGCCAAGGAUGUAAUACAAGAGCUUAUUGAAAAAAAUGUGACGGAAAUUACUGAUUUUCAAUGGUUAGCACAAUUGCGCUAUUAUUGGGAAGAAGAAAAGGUUUUUGUUAAAAUUAUAAAUGCCGUUGUUAAUUACGCCUAUGAAUAUUUGGGCAAUUCAGAUCGUUUAGUUAUAACACCAUUAACUGAUCGAUGUUACCGGACGCUGAUUGGUGCUUAUUACCUUCAUUUAAAUGGUGCUCCAGAAGGACCAGCAGGUACGGGCAAAACGGAAACCACGAAAGAUUUAGCUAAAGCGUUAGCCGUUCAAUGUGUAGUAUUUAAUUGUUCUGAUGGUUUAGAUUAUAAAGCCAUGGGAAAAUUUUUCAAAGGCUUGGCAUCAUGCGGAGCUUGGGUUUGUUUUGAUGAAUUCAAUCGCAUAGAAGUAGAGGUCUUGUCUGUGAUAGCCCAACAAAUUCUUUGCAUAGUUCAAGCUGUUCGACAGCAUUUAGAAACAUUUGAUUUUGAGGGUACAACGUUAAAUUUGAACCCCGCUUGUUACGUUUGCAUAACAAUGAAUCCGGGUUAUGCGGGACGUUCUGAACUGCCAGAUAAUUUAAAAGUAUUAUUCAGAACUGUAGCAAUGAUGGUUCCAGAUUAUGCUAUGAUUGGUGAAAUUUCCUUGUAUUCAUUUGGUUUCAUUGAUGCUAGAAGUUUAUCUGUUAAAAUUGUGACCACAUAUCGCUUGUGUUCUGAACAGCUAUCAUCUCAAAAUCAUUAUGAUUACGGUAUGAGAGCUGUGAAAACGGUUCUUUCUGCUGCUGGUAAUUUAAAGAGGAGUUUUCCAAAUGAAAGUGAAAGUAUUUUAUUAUUAAGAUCAAUUACAGAUGUAAACCUCCCAAAAUUUUUAUCUUUUGAUGUCCCUUUGUUUGAGGGUAUCAUAUCAGAUUUGUUUCCCGGUAUUACUUUACCGAAACCGGAUUAUGUUAAUUUUCUGAAUGCUUGUCAUGAUGUGUGUGAAAUAAAUAAUCUUCAACCAGUUGAAUGCUUCUUAAUUAAAGUCAUUCAAACCUACGAAAUGAUGAUUGUAAGACAUGGGUUCAUGUUAGUGGGAGAUCCAUUUUCAGCAAAAUCGAUGACUUUGAAAGUUUUAGCUGAAGCUCUUACUUUAAUGGAAGAACGAGGAUUACCAGGUGGUUGUGCUUCCACUUACAAAGUUCUUAAUCCAAAAGCAGUGACAAUGGGUCAACUGUAUGGUGCUUUCGAUCCGAUAUCUUAUGAAUGGACUGAUGGUAUUGUAGCAACAAUGUUUAGAGAUUUUGCUUCUGAAGAUACUCCUGUUAGGAAAUGGAUCGUUUUUGAUGGUCCCGUAGACGCUGUUUGGAUUGAAAAUAUGAAUACUGUUUUAGAUGAUAAUAAAAAACUGUGCUUAACGUCUGGUGAAGUUAUGGCUAUGUCAAAUGUUAUGUCAAUGAUAUUUGAAGUUAUGGACCUAUCGCAAGCCUCUCCUGCCACGGUGUCUAGGUGUGGUAUGAUAUAUAUGGAAUCGGCUUCUUUUGGAUUUGCCCCAUUUUAUACCUCGUGGUUAAAAACUCUUAACCCUCUAUGGUUAGAGGAAAAUGAAGAAUUUAUAUUUGCUAUGUGUGAAUGGUUGUUUAAUCCGUUAAUAUAUUACGUCCGAAAGCAUUGUCAACAGCUUGUCACGGCGGGUGAAGUAAAUUUAGUAAUAAGUACUCUUCGACUUGUUGAAAUGUUAAUGAAUAAUGCGUUAGAGGGUGAAGAGGAUACAAAAUAUUGUAGGACUUGGUUUUUAGCUUCUUUUAUGACAGCACUAGUUUGGGGUGUUGGUGGUAUAUUAAAUACUGAUUCACGGGAAAGGUUUGAUGAAUUAUUAAAGUCAUAUUACCGAGGUGAGAAUGGUAUUCCUACUGUACUCGAUAGAUUAGAUGUUUCCAUACCUACUGAAGGUAUGAUAAUAGAUCAUUUUUAUAUGUACAAAGGUAAGGGUUGCUGGAAACCUUGGCCGGAUGCAGUUAAAGCUGUUCAAAUUAAAGAGCAGAUAAAUCUUUUACAGACGGUUAUUCCGACAUUAGAAACUGAGAAAUAUAUAUUUCUUUUGAAACUUCAUACAAAAUUCUCACAACCUUUGAUGCUGAUUGGUCCCACGGGGACUGGAAAAAGUUUUUAUAUACAAAAUUUUUUAAUGAAUAAUGUUGAUUUAGAUAAAUAUACUCCAGGUUUUAUUACUUUUACAACUACAACUUCAGCUAAUCAAACACAAGAUCUAGUUAUUUCAAAACUGGUUAAACGAAGAAAAAAUAAUUACGGGCCAACUAAGGGUAAACAGGCUAUUAUCUUUAUAGACGAUAUGAAUAUGCCUGCCAAGGAGGUUUAUGGAGCUCAACCAGCUAUAGAAUUAUUAAGGUUGUACUUUGAUCAAAAGCAUUGGUAUGAUUUGAAAACAACAGAAAAACUUUACAUAUAUGACACCUUUUUUUAUGGAGCUAUCGGGCCCGUAGGAGGAAGUAGACAAUUAAUUUAUCCAAGAAUGUUGAGGCACUACAAUAUUUACUCCAUCAAUGAAUUUUCAAAAGAAAGUAUGUCUAAAAUCUUCAUGUCCUUGUUGCAACUUGGUUGGAGAAGAAAUGGUUUUGGUCAGGACACACAACCAGUAAUAGUAAAUAUCGUUGCGGCCACAAUGAACAUAUAUGACAUGGCUGCAGAAGGUCUACGGCCUACUCCAGCCAAAUCUCAUUAUAUUUUUAAUCUACGAGACUUUUCAAGAGUUAUUCAAGGAUGUGCGUUGUUAAGAAGAGAAUCUGCAGACAAUAAAAAAACUUUUACUAGAGUAUGGGUUCAUGAAAUCUUGCGUGUUUUUUAUGAUAGACUUGUUGAUGAAAUAGAUCGUUCUUGGUUCUAUAAUCUUUUAAGGAAAUCAACACAAGAGUUCAUGAGGGACACAUUUGAAUCAGCAUUAGACACAUAUCAAAAUGAUAAAGGUGAGGUAACUCAAGAAAAUAUUAAAAAAAUGAUGUUUGGUUGUUAUUUAGACACGGACAGUGUCGAAGGGGAGAGAAGGUAUGAAGAAAUUCCUACGAAAGAAACAUUUUUAAAUGUUGCUAUCGCUAUGUUAACAGAGUAUAAUGCAAUGCAUAAGGCAAAAAUGACAAUUGUAUUAUUCGAUUAUGCCUUAGAACAUUUAUCAAAAAUAUGUAGAUUGCUUUCUAUGCCAUCGGGUAACGCCUUAUUGGUUGGAGUAGGAGGUUCUGGUCGCCAGUCACUCACUAGGUUGGCUAGUACUAUUUUAGGUCAACAGGUAUAUCAACCUGAAAUCACCAAGUCAUAUAGUGUUAAAGAUUGGCAUGAUGAUAUUAAACUAGUUCUAAGAGAAUCCGGUGGUCUUAAUAAAGAUACAACUUUUCUAUUCACGGAAAAUCAAAUUAAAGAAGAAGUCUUUAUUCAAAAUUUAGACAGUUUGCUUAAUUCCGGUGAAGUUCCUAAUUUAUACGGCUUAGAUGAAAUGCAAGAAAUAUUAGAAUUAGUUCGCCUUGCAGCCCAAGGUGGUAAUAGAAAUUUAGAUAUUAGUCCAUUGCAGAUUAUGUCAUUUUUCGUUGGAAGAUGUAAAGCUAAAUUACAUAUUGUUUUGUGUUUCAGUCCUAUAGGAAGUUCUUUUAGAACAAGAUUAAGGCUGUAUCCUUCUCUUGUAAACUGCUGCACUAUUGAUUGGUAUGAUAGUUGGCCUGAAGAUGCACUAGAAAUGGUGGCACAUUACUAUAUGGUUAAAGUAAAUGUUAGUGAUAAAAUUAAAGCAGCUGCAGUUAUAGCGUGUAAACAAUUUCACGUGGAUGCGCGAAAGGUAUCAAUUGAUUUCUUUAAUCAAUUUGGAAGAAAGACAUAUAUUACAUCAGCAUCAUAUCUUAAUUUGAUCAAAUCUUUUACAAUAUUAACAAAUCGAAAACAAAGAGAGUUAAGAGCUGCAAAAUUGCGUUAUACGAAUGGUUUAGAUAAACUUAGUCAGGCAGCAGAAGCCGUGUCAAUUAUGCAACGUGACCUAAAUAUUUUGAAACCUCAAUUAAUUGUUAUGGCUGCUAAGUCUACAAAGAUGAUGGAAGAAAUCGCAGUAGAAACCGCCACUGCAGAUAAAGCUGCAGCACAAGUGCGGGAAGAUCAAAAAGUAGCAAAUGUUCAAGCAGCAGCUGCGCAAGAGCUAAAAAAGGAUUGUGAAGCGGAUUUAGCUUUAGCUUUACCUAUUUUAGAGGAUGCGAUUGCUGCAUUGAAUACUUUGAAACCCGCAGAUAUAACAAUUGUAAAAUCAAUGAAAAAUCCUCCAGCGACAGUAAAGUUAGUGAUGGCAGCGGUAUGUGUAAUGAAGGGGAUCCCACCUGAUAAAAUUCCAGAUCCUGAUAAUCCUGGUAAGAAAAUGUUAGAUUAUUGGGGUCCCAGUAAGAGAAUAUUAGGAGACAUGAGCUUCUUGGAUUCGUUGCGCAACUUUGACAAGGAUAACAUCCCAGUGGCAACAAUGCAAAAAAUAAGAAAAGAAUAUCUUUCCCAUAAGGAUUUUAAGCCACACAUUAUUGCCAAAGCUUCCACAGCUGCGGAAGGGUUGUGUAAGUGGAUAAUUGCAAUGGAUAUGUAUGAUGCAGUAGCAAAAGUUGUUGCUCCGAAAAAAGCGAAGCUGGAAGCGGCUGAAAAAGAAUUUGCGGAAACGAUGGCGAUAUUAGAAGAAAAGAAAGCUACCGUAGCUAGAUUAGAGGCUAGAUUAGCUGAGUUAAAUGAAGCCUUAGAAGAAGCAAAUAUUAAGAAAAAGGCUUUAGAAGAUGAAGUUCAACUUUGUAUUGAUAAAUUAUAUCGUGCUGAGAAGUUAAUUGGUGGUCUUGGGGGAGAAAAAGUGAGAUGGACAGCAGCAGCUGAAAAUUUGCAAACUCUAUUUGACAAUUUAGCUGGAGAUAUUCUUGUUUCAUCGGGUAUCAUAGCAUAUUUAUCGCCUUAUACUUUACCUAUAAGAAUAGAGAUGAUUUCCAAGUGGCGUGAUUUAGUUAUUGGUCUUGAUAUGCCACAUUCUGAACAUUUUGUGUUUAAAGACAUUUUAGGUACUGACAUUAAAAUCCAAAAUUGGUGUAUAGCUGGUUUACCAUGGGAUUCGUUUUCCAUAGAUAAUGGUGUUAUACAAGAUAGUUCUCUUCGUUGGUCUCUACUUGUCGAUCCACAAGGACAAGCAAACAAAUGGAUAAAAACAAUGGAAAAAUCUAAUGAUUUGCAAGUCCUUAAGUUUACUGAUGGUAAUUAUAUGAAAGUAAUAGAAACUUGUUUAGAAUACGGAAAACCAGCAUUGAUUGAUUGUAUUUUAGAAGACGUUGAACCACCUUUGGAUCCAGUUUUAUUAAAGCAUACUUAUGUACAAGGUGGAAAAGAAUUUAUUGCUUUGGGUGAGAAUGUAAUUGAAUAUCAUCCUAAUUUUAGAUUGUACAUGACUACGAAACUCAGAAAUCCUCAUUAUUUGCCUGAAGUGUUUAACAAAGUGACAUUAAUCAAUUUUGCUCUUACAAAGGAUGGACUGGAGGAUCAAUUGUUGGGUAUUGUUGUGGCCAAAGAAAGACCUGAUUUGCAAGAAAAGCGUGAAAAAUUGAUUGUGCAAGGUGCGGCUAAUCGUGCUGCACUUAAACAAGUAGAAGAUGACAUAUUACGAACUCUUCAAGAAUCUAAGGGUGAUAUUCUAGAAGAUGAAUCUGCUAUAGAAGUUUUAGAUUCAUCAAAACUAUUAGCAAUUGAUAUAACUAAAAAACAAGAAGCAUCGGUAGAAACAGAAAUUAUUAUAGAAAAAUUUAGACUUGGAUACAGGCCUAUAGCAUCACAUUCUGCUGUAUUGUAUUAUUGUGUAACUGAACUACCUAACGUUGAUCCUAUGUAUCAAUAUUCCUUAACGUGGUUUAUUAAUUUGUAUAUAAUAUCAAUUGAAAAUGCAAACAAAUCUAAAGAUCUAGAAAAGAGGUUAAAGUUUUUGAAAGACACAUUUACUUAUAAUUUAUAUAGCAAUGUAUGCAGAUCAUUGUUUGAUAAAGAUAAGCUAAUGUUUUCUUUUAUUAUGUGUUCUAAAAUGAUGCUUGCUUCCGGUGAAAUGGACCAUGAUGAAUAUAUUUUCUUAAUAACUGGAGGUAUAGCAGUAGAAAAUCUUCUUAAAAAAAAAAUUGACUGGCUACCAGAUAAAGGUUGGGAUGAAAUAUGCAGACUGGAUGACCUACCAGCCUUUAAGGAGAUUAGAAAUAGUUUUACAACCCAUCAAAAGGGAUGGAAAGAAGUCUAUGACGAUCUAGAACCUCAUCGUAAAAUAUUACCAAAUCCUUGGAAUGAAAAAUUAUCUCCAUUUCAAAAGUUGUUAGUAAUUCGGGUUUUAAGGCCAGACAAAUUAACAUUGGCCAUUUCUGAAUUUGUUGAACAACAAAUGGGCAAUAAAUAUAUAACUCCACCCCCUUUUGAUAUUGGUAAAUCUUUUGGCGAUUCGAACUGUCUAGCUCCCCUGAUAUUUAUUUUAUCUCCUGGGUCGGAUCCGAUGGGAGCUUUAAUAAAAUAUUGUGAAAAAAUGGGUUACAGUCACAGAUUUAAUUCAAUAUCAUUAGGUCAAGGGCAGGGUCCAAUUGCAAAGGCAAUGAUAGAAAAAGCUCAAUUAGAAGGGGGUUGGGUGUGCUUACAAAACUGUCAUUUAGCAGUUUCUUGGUUACCCACUUUAGAAAAGCUAAUCGAGGGAUUUGAUUUGACAAACACUGAUCUUAGUUUUAGACUCUGGCUUACGAGUUACCCUUCUGAUAAAUUUCCGCAGUCAGUUUUGCAAGUUGGUGUAAAAAUGACCAAUGAACCCCCUACUGGACUUCAACAUAAUUUAAAUAGAUCUUAUCUUUCGGAACCUCUGAAAGAACCUGAAUUUUUCGAAGGCUGUCCUGGUAAAGAUAAAGCAUUUAGUAAGCUUUUGUACGGAAUAAGUUUUUUUCAUGCCGUGGUACAGGAAAGGAAAAAAUUUGGACCACUAGGUUGGAAUAUUCAGUAUGGUUUUAAUGACUCAGACUUUCAUAUUUCAGUUAUGCAAUUACAGAUGUUUUUGAACCAAUAUGAAGAGAUACAAUAUGUUGCUAUAAAGUAUUUAACUGGUGAGUGUAAUUAUGGAGGAAGAGUGACGGAUGAUUGGGAUAGGAGAUUAAUUGUAACUAUUUUAGACAAUUAUGUCAACGCUAAUGUAGUUAAUGAUCCCAACAACUUAUUUUGUGACUUGGGUCCUCAAUAUGGCCUACCACGGAGAUGUGAGUAUCAAGACUAUUUAAAGCAUAUUGAAUCAGUUCCUGUAAAUCCUCCUCCUGAGGUCUAUGGGCUACACAUGAAUGCAGGAAUAACGCGUGACUAUUCAAUAUCUAUGGCCCUGACGACUUCUUUGGUCCUAGUUGAAGGUGCAGCUGGGGGUGGUGAAGGUGGUAAUACUGAAGUAAUAUUAACUCAGAUGGCAACAGAAAUUUUGUCAAAGCUACCUGAGUCAUUUGAUAUUGAAACAGCACAGCAAAAGUAUCCAGUGGAUUAUAAUGAAUCCAUGAAUACAGUAUUGAUUCAAGAAAUGCAACGAUUUAACAAAUUAUUGAAUGAAAUUAGAACUUCCCUGAUCGAUUUACAAAAAGCUGUUAAAGGCGUGAUUGUCAUGUCACCGGCACUUGAUUUGCAGUCUAAUUCAAUGUUGCUUGGUAAAAUUCCAGAUAAUUGGUCAAAAGUUUCCUAUCCUAGUUUAAAACCAUUACCAAGUUACGUAGCUGACUUUAUUGAUCGUCUAGCUAUGUUAGAAGAUUGGAACCAAAAUGGUAAACCGCCAACAUUUUGGCUGUCCGGAUUUUUUUUCACACAAGCUUUCCUUACUGGUUCCGUUCAAAACUAUGCCCGAGCUAAAAAAAUACCAAUAGAUCUACUUAUUUUUGAUUUCGAAGUAUUGCGUGUUGAUUAUGAACAUACUCCUCCAGAAUUCGGAGUUUAUGUCCAGGGACUUUUUGUAGAUGGAGCUAGAUGGGAUCGGGAUAAGUAUGCAAUUGGCGAACAAUUCCCAAAAAUAUUAAAUGAUAAUAUGCCAGCUGUGUGGCUUUUCCCGAAAUUGAAAAAAGAGUUCUUAGAAGGUACAAGAUACAAAUGCCCAUUAUAUAAGACAUUAGAAAGAAAAGGUGUUUUAGCGACAACAGGACAUUCUUCCAAUUUUGUCUUGGCAUUUUAUUUACCUUCAGAUAAACCUUCUGCACACUGGAUAAAGCGAAGUGUUGCCCUCAUAUUACAAUUAGACAAUUAGAAUAAUUUUACUCUACAUAUAAUAGUUUUUAUUUAUACUUAAUGUAGUUUUUCAUGACAAAAUAAAAAUGACUACCUAAAAAUUAUUUUUAAACCACUGGCUCAAGAAUGAAAAGACACGGUUAAACAUAUUUCAUUAUAAAUUCUAAAUACAAUUAAAUUAAAACGACGUUAUUAUCAAUAAAACGUUUAUUUUGUAUUUAUUUAUUAUGCUGAGUGUAUUAUUUUUAAAUAAA
Molecule: messenger RNA, 12173 nt
Organism: Danaus plexippus (monarch butterfly)
Lineage: Eukaryota; Metazoa; Arthropoda; Insecta; Lepidoptera; Nymphalidae
Gene: Dhc62B
Product: dynein axonemal heavy chain 12
Exons: 2
Coding region: 137-11938 (3933 amino acids)
Biological process (GO): microtubule-based movement
Cellular component (GO): dynein complex
Molecular function (GO): minus-end-directed microtubule motor activity; dynein intermediate chain binding; ATP binding
Source: RefSeq, a predicted model, not a curated record